CAGCCAUUUUUGGUAGUGAAAAUUCGUAAAACUCUACUCAAACUAUGCAUAUUUUAGCACAGACACACACCACAAAUAAGCACCUUGGCCCAACACCUGUCUUAGUUAAGACCAAACUUAUUUUACGCUACAUAAUAUUGUUGUUUUUGUUGUUCGUCAAUAAAUUGCAUAAAAGUGCUUUCGAAAUUGUAUUCGAACUAAAAUCGACGGAGAGUACACAUCAUUAGAAGAUAUUAGUGCGGUCCAAUACCUUCUAAAUCAAAUGGCUGGGCUGUCUAUCCACAAGUUUUGCGCAGCGUUUUUGCUGGUGAUCGGUGUUGUCUGCACCAAUGCCGGUUACACUGGGAAACCGGAAAUAGACAUGGAAAUAUGGACUUCACGCAAUAAAUUGUUGGACUCCAUGUUUGAAGCUGCGCUGAAUUUAAGCGAAUAUGCUUUUGCAUGGAGUAAGGAAGUUUGUCAGAAGCUACUCGAUGAGGAUAUAUUGCAUAAUGAAACAAGCGUAGAACCAGAGUCUCGCGAAUGGUAUCUGCAUAAUUGUGUUAGACGCACCGUGGAUCGUUUAGAGCCCACGGUAAGUCGUCAUGGCGAUCACCCAGAUGAAGUCCGAUUGCGCAAAUAUGGAUUUGAGGAAUGUCGAAAAGUUAUGGAUCAAAAAUAUGAACACUUCUUCGAAGAGAUGGUCCAGCGUAUGGAUGACUAUGUAAAGAGUUUGACGCCAGAGCAGCAAGGCAAAGAGACGGCGCGAAAUUUGAAGGGGUGGUCGGGCAAAAUUAAGAAUGCUCCGACUUUGGCAGGGAAAGAAAUGGCUUUUAGGAAAUGUAUGCGAUUUUAUUAUUUUGAAAACGGUGUUUAAUGUAUCUGUUUUCAGUUAAGAUUAUUCAAAAAUUAAACAUUUUAAUGUGAAAGCAGAGCUACAAAACCUUA
Messenger RNA from Bactrocera dorsalis (oriental fruit fly), 927 nucleotides. RefSeq lists its product as uncharacterized. Lineage: Eukaryota; Metazoa; Arthropoda; Insecta; Diptera; Tephritidae. The transcript is spliced from 2 exons. The record is from RefSeq and is a predicted model, not a curated record. Bases 263 to 856 code for a protein of 197 amino acids.